Messenger RNA from Paramuricea clavata, 19466 nucleotides. The record is from the annotation of a GenBank genome assembly. NCBI's taxonomy places the organism in Eukaryota, Metazoa, Cnidaria, Anthozoa, Malacalcyonacea, Plexauridae.
CACAAACAUUUAGCGUCGUUAGAAAAGAAUUUCAACUUAAAAGUUUGACUUUUUCGGGCGAGAUUCUGCUUAAAUUCUACACAAAUUGAAGUAGUUUUAUACAGGGAAUGUUCUUGGUAUUACCCUGAAGUGGUAAGAAAGAAAUAGGACCUUAAUUUGCUAUAAAACUCCUCAUUAUCGGUGAGUGUUUAUAAACUAUUUGCAUUCAAUUUUUGUUCGAAAAACGUCGCUAUUAUAAAGCUUCGUUUUAUCGGAGCGAGAUGGGAGGCCGUGUUGUACCCAACAUCAAACUAAUAGCGCUUAAUCUGGUUGUGGUUUGUUUGCUUCUCGUGGUAACCGAAAGUGUUUCGUUUGAUGGGAAUUUAGAUAUUAUUCCGUUUGAAGGAUCUGAACAUGUACGUAGCACAUCAAGCCGCUUUAUUUCCAUGAUGUUAAAGAAAUCGGCAGCCAACAGGUAUAGCGAGAAAUCUUCACUUGAAAGUCAAUCGAGGGUUCGCCGAGAUUAUGACGAAGCCUUGGCGAGGGCUCGCCGAGAUGAUGAAAUUGAACGUACCAAGCAAGAUGAGUUACGAGAAGAGUAUGAGAGGCGGUUAUUUGAGAGUUUGAAUAUUAUCGGUACAGUUGAAGCAACCCGGCUGUAUGUCCCUGAGUAUAUACAAGAUGACACCACGACAACAGGAUCCCCUAAAGCUUUUAAUAUCGAGAUUGGUACGGUGGUUGGUAAAGUACGUAAGCUGUUUCCGCAUGGGAAACAGUUGAUUGUCUGGCCGUACGAGGGGUGGCGGAAUUUCACAGUUGAUCAGAACACUGGCGAGAUUAAGACAACCGCCAAAAUGGAUUUUGAACUGAUCUGGCUGUAUAACAUGACGAUUCGUGAUUUUAAGCAUAAUUACAGUGACCCUAACCCAUCAACACGACAACCACCAAUGCCAGAUCCGUUGCCGGAACCUGACCCAAAAACAGAUUAUGUUGAUCAUUAUUUGAUUAUCGAAGUCAUUGAUCGGAAUGACAAUGUGCCGAAAUUUAUCCGUGAUACAACCAGAGGUGGUCUAUUCACUGGACAAGUGAACACAAACGCUCGUGCAGGAACGCCUAUACUUUAUAUUCACCCUGAAGAUGGCGACAGUGGGCCAAGAGGUCGGAUACGUUUCAACAUAAAAACUGAUGAUGGAAAACAAUCUGAUUUUACGAUUGAUCCUAAAACUCAUUUAUUGAAAACAGCUGGGGGUAAAAAGCUUCCGAGUGGGGACUACAAAGUAAAUGUCGAGGCACUCGAUUACGGAAUGCCACCAAAAUCAAGCGGUUUUCAAGAAUUCUUAGUCCGUGUUCGGAAACUCGAACCUGAAUUCUUUGGCAUUCCAUAUAAUCUUAAUUUCUCAGAGGCAAGUGUCUGUGGUAGUGUAGUGGCGACAGUUGCAGCAACAAGUAGAUCAGGUAUGCCAAUUAAAUAUGAAAUACUUACAGCUAAUGUUAAGAACACGUUUGCAAUCAACCACCUUGGGCAAAUAACACUCUUACGUAAGCUUGAUUAUGAUACGGGUAACAGCUCUGACAAAAUGUUUACAUUUAACGUGCGUGCAACCGAGGAUGCCUAUGAAGGUCGUUCGACAGAUGCUAUUGUGAACUUAAAGUUAGUAAAUGCUGAUAAUCAUCUCGGAAUGUUUAAGACGCCAGCCAAGCAGCUUCAGUUUGAAGAGGGUUCGUUUCGUGCAGGUGGAGACAUUUAUAAAGUUGAUGUGGAGGAUUGUGAUUGUAAAGAAAACUGUGAAUGUAAGACAGGCGAAAUGAUUUACAAAAUCGGCGAUACGGAAGGCUUCUUUGAUAUAACGAGUGGUGGACAAAUUCGAAACAUUAAAGAUUUAGAUUACGAGAAGCGGAAUUACUUCUUCUUUCCCGUUCAAGUCAUAGAUCCUGGGAAAAAUGGCCGCACAAGGACAUCUUAUGUUGAGAUAACUGUUUUGGACGUUGAUGAUACCCCUCCAAACUUCCCAACACCCAAUUAUGAUUUUGCUAUCUUUGAGGAUGCACCAAAAAAUCAGGUCAUUGGUGUUGCACAAGCCUUAGAUCCAGAUCCAGCCACGAAACCUGAUGAUAUUACAUACAGUAUCACAAAUGCAGAUCCAGUCGAGGGAAGAGAGUACUUUACUAUCGGAAAUCAAGGAGUUAUAACAGUUCUUAAGAACACCAAUCGAUUUCGAGGCUUUGAUAUUUAUGAAUUAACCAUCACCGCAAUUGAUAAGGGGAACCAUCGAUCAGAUCCUCCGGCGACCGUUAAAAUUCGUGUCCUUGAUGUUAACGACCACCAGCCUGUUUUUAGAGAGUGUAAGCAGCAAAGUAUCAAAGAAAAACAGCCUAUCGGCACUCUCUUGACAACUUUAACUGCAACAGACGAGGACAGAGGUGUGAAUAAAUUGAUUGAAUACAGCCUUGCACUGGUGCAGAAACACAAUUUCUUUAAGAUUAACAAUCAAACUGGUCGUGUAAGUACAACUAUAGAGCUUGAUAGAGAACAAUAUGAUGAAAUCUUUGUGGUUGCCAAGGCAACAGAUGGUGGUGCUGGCAGAAGUGAACCGUUGAGGCAAGUUGGCUAUUGUCAGUUUAUCGUCAAGGUUGAAGAUGUGAAUGAUCAUCAUCCCAUGUUCACUGUUCAAACAUUUAAAGUGAAUGUUUUGCGGACAUUGGCUAUAGGAGACACAUUGCUUCAAGUGGAAGCUGUAGAUCCAGAUCUGGGAGUAAAUGCAAACAUUGAGUAUGUGAUCCUUACACAGAAACUUGGUACAAAAGAUGAUAAGGAGUACUUAGAAGUUGUUAAAGCAACUGGUGAAGUGAAAGUUAAAACGAGCAUGGGUAGUGUUAAUAACGAUCAGGAGAUAGUGCUGGUUAUACAAGCUACCAACAAGAUCCCAGUCAUUGGUUCUCUUAUUAGUACUCCGAGUCAAACAACUGUGAGAGUGAAGAUCUCAUCAAUUCAAGGUCCAGCUGCACAACUAAAAUAUACGGGUACUGUAAGGGAAAAUCAGAAUCCUGGAGUAGUUGCGUUGAAAUUAACAAUUCCUGGAACUAAUUUGGUGUUCUCAUUGCAAACUAUCCGAGAUCGGGGUAAUUUACCAUUCCACAUUGGCUCAACAUCUGGUGAAAUUAAAACAACAAAACCAUUGGAUUUUGAAUUUAAAAAAUCUUACCUGUUUGCUGUGACGGUACAUGAACAGGGCAAAACAGGAUCUACCUCAAUCAUUGUUCAAAUCAAUGUCAUUGAUAUUGAUGACGUUGUUCCUAUAUUUGGGAAUGACAAUUAUGAAGCGACUGUUUCAGAAGCUGCUGCAGGCGGAGUCAAUGUCUUCCGUGUCCAAGCAAGCGACCCUGACCCAAUCAAUGGUGACAAAAUUCUUUACAAAAUUGAACCAGGACUUGAUUCUAAAACAUUUACAGUAUCGGAGAUGACAAAUUUUGCUCAAAUCAAGACUGCACCUGGACUUAAAGUAGGAGAUUUUGAUCGAGAAAAGAAAGAUACUUACACAAUUAUUAUUGAAGCAUAUCGACAAAGUUCUCCUAGUUUAAAGAGUACAGCUAUACUGAUCGUUCAUGUUCGUGAUGAGAAUGACUCUCCUCCUAUCUUCGCAAAGACAGAUUACAAGGCUGCAGAUAUCCCAGAGAACAUUCCGGUGCCAUAUAUCGUACCUAAUCUUGUUCUCAAUGCUACAGACCAAGAUAUUUUAGAAAAUGGUGAUGUAUAUUAUUUUAUUACUUCUGGUAACGAUGGUCGAUUCUCCAUGGAAACUAUUGUUGGACAGGAUCGGAAAAAUACUGGACGACUGAUUGUUAGUCGUCCAUUGGAUGCCAAAAAGUCACCAGAAUUUGAAAACAAUCCUGUGUAUACUUUGACGGUGACAGCCACAGAUCGUAAACACACAGCAACCGCUACAGUAACUGUGAGGGUAAGUUUAUUUUGCUUUAUCUUGUCAUGGAAACUAUUACAUUUUUGAAUUGGGUGGGGUUGUUAAAUUAAUCGAUAAACUGGAAAAAACUAUGUUUUUUGAAAACUGAUUCAGCCAAUAUAACACUAGGCAAAACACCAGAAAAAACUGUUUGAAACUCCGUCAUAUUGAAACAAAGUAGCAGUGAUUUCACUUAUUUGUGGAAAAUUGCAAAGCAUUGAAGCUAAACAGAUAAGCAAAUCACACGCUUGAUUAGUUCAACAGAAUUAGGUAGACACAAAAACGGCAAGGUAGAUAUCUACAAAAGCAGUGUACGACUGUGGUAUAUUUUGACAUCAGUUAUAAAUUUUUUUCCAGAUGCUUUUCAGUUUUUACCGUGAACUGUGUCACCCUAUGUUUGAAUAACAAUUUUAAAUGACUGGCAUUAUACUUUAUUGUUUGUGUAGCAUCAUGUUUCUAAUCUUUUAAAUUUAAAAACACCUUUGCCCACAAUGCAAGAAAUGUCUAUUUAGGGGGCAUUAAUUGAGGACUGUGCUCUCGUAUCCCUCAAGAAGUUGUGUGUUUCACUACCACGUUCUUGUUGAGAGGUCAGCUUCCUGUGUUGAGCGUGUCAAAAAUUUCUCUGUCCAUAUCACUUUAGGCCAUAAGAAAAUGCUAUUUUAUAUAUCAAAUAUCACUUUUCCCAGAUCCAAGAUCGUCCUGACUCAAAGCCAGAAUUCCUAGAACCUUACUAUGAGAAAUAUCUGCCUGAAAAUGCAGGCCCAGGCCUUCCAGUUGUACAAGUGAAAGUUCGAAAACCUGAAGAUCCUCAAGCUGUGAUACGCUACAGACUGGAUGAGAAGGCAACACCAUAUUUUGAAAUAAAUGAAGAGACUGGAAUGAUCAAAACUGCUGGUGAUCCAUUGGACUGGGAGAUCACACCUGUAAUUACAUUCCCAGUUUACGCCUAUGAACGUCGCAGUCCAAACAUUACUGGUCAAACCUUUGUCAGAGUUGUGGUAAGUCAAACUAUCAUAUCACUACUAGUUGAUUCAAAUUAUAAUCUGCAGUAAAUUAUUAUGCCAGCCGGGAGUGGAAAAAAUUUUAUUCUUUCUGGGAACCUGGGUCGAAGGCUAGAAAUUUUCUGUAAAAUUUGCAAUGUUACAAUUACAAAAAUACAAAUGCUUAAUUAUUGUAUUAUUUGUACUUUAGUAAUAAUAGGUUUUAGGCUGGUUUUCGUAUGCUCGUACAUCGCAAUAGUUGUCUGUUAUAUACCACAGUUAUGAGUUAUGACCAACUAGUAAGGAUCUAAACGCUUAACUAAGUGUCCUAUCAUCUUAUUUAUUCCAUCACUUUUAUUUGUUUACUAUUUAAUUUGCAGAGCAGAUAUUUACCAUUUUACCUCAUUGUGAUGGCAGGGUGGGUAAAAGAAUUAAUUUAGAACUGUCAAAUAUUUAAAAGGCUGCUGAUGUUAGUGUGUACAGUGUAAAUACAGUAGAAUAGUUGUAACUUGUAAGUUGAGUAAACAGAGUUAUCUCAAAAUGUUGAAAUAAUUUCUGGAAAAUUUUCUGCAAAACUUUCAACUUAAAAAAAAUUCUGGGAACUAGGUUCCCAGGUUCCGCUACUUUUUACACCCCUGAUGCCAGCCACUUUUAGUGCAUUGAUACUAAACUAAACAAUUCUCCUUCACUACCUCCUGCCCCCCCCCCCCUUCCAGCAAGCUACAUACAUUACCCCUGCAGAAAAAUAGUUUUCUUCCCCUCAAGUAAUUCAUUUUACACCCCACCUUACAGUAAACUGUUCAGCCCAACAGUAAACCACUUUGCCCCCUCUCCCACAGCAAACUAUUUUGCAACGUCACAGUAACGUAGCUAGCUGCUCAGAAAACUAUUCCCUCCCCCCUGAAAUAUGAUUGACUGUUCAUCCUUGUAGAUUAAUGACGUGAAUGAUGCAUCCCCAGUAUUCCCGGAUCAACCCUAUGUUGGUUAUAUUAAAGAGAAUAUGCCUGCUGGUACAUUGGUCAGAUGCAUUAAUGGUAUCGAUCGUGAUAAUCCUGAUAUCAAUGAUGGCAAAAAUGUGAGACUGACAUACGAGCUGCUCACAAAUACUGGAGAAGAUCCAUUCGACAAGGAUGGUAAACUGUUUACCUUUGACAGCAGUGGCCGACUGGAAACGAGAGUCAGACUAAACGCUGAAGAAUUUCGACGAAACUUAUCGAUUCGUAUCCGCGCAUGGGAUGAUGGUAACCCACGGUUAUGGGGCGAAACUGACGUUACAAUAGUUAUCCGCGAUGUGAGUGAAUUUCCAGCAUGGUUCCGAAAGCGCGACUACGAAGCAACUGUUUCUGAAUCAAGACCUCCCGGGUAUGUUGUGUUACAGCUGACUACAAAAGAUCGUGACUUUGCACCACCAAAUAACUACGCCUUCUCUUUAAAGAGUGGCAAUGUGCCAUACGCAUUUGAUAUCAACCAGGAAACAGGUGAAAUAGUCGUUGCUGGCGUUCUUGAUAUUGAGAAGAUAGCCAAGAGAGUAUACACACUUACUGUUGGUUUGAAAGAACGAAACGAUGAGUUAUUAAUUCCUGAUGCACUUGGUUUACAAAAAGCAUUUGAAGACACAGCCACGGUUAAGAUUACGAUCGAGCAAGGAAAUGACAAUCGACCAACUUUCACGAAAUCUGACAAGAUUUAUCACACAACAAUCUCAGAAGAUACCCCUGUGGGAACGAAACUGAAUCUCGGGAUUGCAGCCACCGAUGACGAUGUAGGAUACAGUAACAAGUUCAGGUCAGUUAAAUUAACACACUUUGCAAUGAUAAUUGCUUAUUAGAAUGAAAUUAUUAAAGGUAGUGUGUUCUAAUCAUCUUCCUUGCAGCUAAGUGCAGAAUUUCAAAGGAAGCUACUCAAAGUUUUACUAAGAUGCCUUUGUCUGUCAUCAUACCACCCAUGAGGGCAGAUACAGCCUCGUUCCCAGGCUCUUACCUCUUGUGGUGGAAGAAAGACCUGAUUGGAGCUGGUCACGUGAUCUGCAGAUUUUUAAUUCAUGAUGAUGUUGAUAAAUAUUUGAUAUUUUUACUUUAUAACUUGCAUUUUAUUUUGCAAGUUUGAUUUGAUUUGAUUUUAAUAAAGGAAUCCAAAAUAGUUAAUUAGAAAUCUGCUAGAUUUUAGCAGAUCACGUGACCAGCUCCUACCAGGGUAUUUCCUCCACAAGAGGUAAGAGCCUGGGAACGAGGUUGGGACAGAUAAGGUGGAGGGUUUGUUUUUGGUUAGAGAUGAAACGGGAACUCUGAGACAAACCCUCGAGCUUAAAGGCCGUUUUUUACUUCAAGCGUAACGUACCGACAUGUAUCAAAACAAAUUUUAAAUUUCAAAAUUUAGUGAAUGGUGAUUGGUUAACACUUCCAUAGUGCGCUAAAAAGUUGACUUGCGACGAACUUUUUAUUUUGAUCCGCGAAUCAACCGGAAGUAAGUAAAUUUGAAAACCCAUCUUCAAGCUGCGCAUGCUCACCAGUACGUUACGAUACGGGCGAAGUGAAAAACGGCCUUAAUGCUUUCCCAAGACUAUCAUGUAUUCUAUUGAAGUUAAAACAUAGCUGGAACACUAAUCAAACCUUAAUUUUGUUAAUCUGGAGCUUGAAAUGUCCCCUGGAACAAUGCGUGACUGACAAAUCUCGUCACCUUUCGGCAAUACUCGUUACCUCUCGGCAAUUCUCGUUACCUCUCGGCAAUUCUCGUUACCUCUCGGCAAUUCUCGUCACCUCUCACCCUUGUUUGACUGGGGCUUUACUUUUUCAUUAUCAGGUUUCGAAUCACAUCGGGAAAUGUCGGUGACUGGUUCGGAGUGGCUAAACCAGACAAUGCCUCAAACAGGGCCGAUGUUAUCAUCCAGUAUCCACUGGAUCGAGAAUUUAAAGAAAUCUACCAGAUGCAGCUGGUUGUUAUAGAUGAAGGCGGGGUUUCAGGUUUGUGUUCGAAUUUAAUGCUAUGCUUUUAUGCAGUUGCGGAUCUGGCCUGAUUGGUUAGAGGGGUGUAGGUUUUCCAGAGAGGGGUGUAUUACUACAGUGGUCCGGGGCCAUUCUCUCCCAAGACAUUUUUGAAAUUUGAAGCCACAGUACUUGUAUUUGGGCAAAGAAGUUUCGGCAUAGCAAAUUUGAAGCCACAGUACUUGUAUUUGGGCAAAGAAGUUUCGGCAUAGCGUCGACAGAUUCGUUUCACAUGAGGCGUAAAAAAAUACCUGUGGUUCCGGUUUCAUAUCGUGAAAAAAUUAGGGUCGGUAGGUCGGAAAUAAAUUUUUUUUUUAAUAGUUUUUUCAUGGUUUUGCCGUUUUUUUGCUGGGCGAUUUGCAGUAGAGUCCCGACAUCAAUAUUAACUAGAGGUGCGUAUUUCCUAUGGACGAAUUGAGGCAAUUUGGUUCAAUAAUUAUUGUGACAACAGACGCCAUUUUGGCACGCUGUAUGAGCAGCCCGCAACCACCUGGAGAAAAUAGGGUCGCACGGUCAAUCGCGUUGAAAAAUAAUAGGGUCGGCAGAAAAAAAUAGGGUCGGUCGGGAACCGGAACCACAGGUAUUUUUUUUACGCCUGAGUCCGUAGCCACGAUCUCAGAGGUGAAGGACUUUGUCUUUUCGGACGAAUUAGUUUUUUCCUUCCCCAAUUCCAUCCAAACGGACCAACCGUCUCUAAUAUAAAUCCGGCUAUUAUUCAAAGUGGAUAUCGAUGUUAACAAUGACAAUCCAUUACCUUGCAGACACAGCUUGGCUUAGAAUCACCCUGACGGACAAGAACGACAAUGCGCCAAGGUUCCUACCUCCAUACUACUCUGUCACAAUCCUAGAAGGAACGUGUGAUGCUAACACACCACUUGCCACCAUUACCGUAGUCGAUGAUGACGAGCCAGACCAAGGACCGUUCAAAAUUGAAUUUGCUCCAAAUGGUAACCCUGGCACCCGAUUUCAACUACGUAAUCCCACCCACAACACUUCGCAACUCUAUUGUUCUGGUGUAAUUGACCGUGAGGUUACCCCAGAUUUGAAAGUGGUCAUCAAGGCAACCGAUGAUCCACCACAAAAAGAUUUUCCAAAACUGUCAUCUACUGUAAAUGUUUUUGUGCAUGUAGCAGAUCGAGAUGACCACUCCAGUCCCACAAGCUCCGCGAGAAUGAGGGUUGUUGUGAAUGCUGUAAAUGGAAAGUUUGUCGGUGGUGAGGUUGCCAAGACUUACUUCAAAGAUACAGAUGGUGACGGUGAUAGCAGCGCUAUGACAUACAGCUUGAUAGGUACAGUAUAAGUGCACGAAAUAUUUUCGCGAUGACUUAACGCUUGUCUUAUGACGAAUAGCAGUUACGCAAAAAACAAUGGAGAUGGACUUCUGUAUAGUAUUCUGUGAUGUAGAUACGCCAUUUGCAUACAGCGUCUUUUUACAGACUUUGUUAUGUUUAAUUAUCCAAACGUUGUGUUUAGGUUCAGACGAUUUCGCAGUAAAAGCUGAAGACGGCUGGAUCACCGCUAAGCCCACUGUGAAGCUUGGCAAGUACCAGCUCAAGAUUCUAGGACGAAGAGGAAAUUCGCGACCAGUUUGCGAUGUUGACGUCAUUGUUCGUGAUAUUCCUUCGGACGCAAUUGAAAACAGUGCGGCGAUUCAACUUCACGAGGUCCUGGACCCUAACCGAUUCUUAAAUCCCAUCCGUGUGGGGACGAGCAACAACUUUGAAACGAUUACCUACUAUGAUCGUUUUGUGAAUAUGUUGUCUAAUUUGUUCGGUGUUUCCGUAGACAAUGUGUUUGUGUUUAGUAUUCAAGUGUCCAAACAAGUGAAGCCAGGGAGACCCUAUCCUGCUAUAGAUGUUCAUUUCUCCAUCAGGAAAGAGUCGACGGUGAAAAGUUCUUUCUUACCUCGUUGGCUUUUGAUCAAUGUUUUGGAGCAUCGUAACUCAACGACAACACUCAACGACAUUGGUAAGAAAUACGGAAUCUCUCUUUCGCACGAGAAUGCUUCCAAUUUGACCACACACCACAGGUUUUCUCUGGGUAAAAUCUUGAACAGUCAGAGUAGGUAGUGGCAAUAAUAAGAAAGAUUUGAAUUGAUAGGGAUACUACAACUACAGUACCUGAAAAAUACAUGGAGAACCUCGACUUUUCGAGCGAAGAUCCUUCUAAAUUCCCGACGAAGGUCCUUCGCUCGAAACGUUGAAUUUCUCCUUGUAUUUUUCAGGUAGUUGUAUCCCUAUUAAUCCGCCGCACUCUGGUUUCCUCCUGUAGUAAUUACUGGACCAAUAAUAAUGUACCUCUAAGAACAGUUUAGAACGGACGGAGCUAUUAUCAACUAUGAACAAAAUUAGUUUAGUUCUCCUGCAGCAACACUGGACAAAUAAGGAGUAUAUAGAACUUGCUGGAACGGUCUGUGUGGGUAGCGACGAUAACGAACAGCUGUGAUGCGAGAGAGAUUUGUCUACAUGAAAAGUAUAAGAAGAACGUUGACAUUUCAAGCCAAGGCCCUUCGUCGAGAAGUUACGUGCCAAAUUUCCCAACGAAGUUCCUUCGAUCGAAAUGUCGAAGUUCUCCUUGUAUUUUCAGGUAGUUGUAUCCCUGUCAAUCCUAAGCUUUCCUGUAGUCAACUUUAACCCCUGGUGUUAAUCUUCUUUGUAGGUUUCAAACUGGGUAUGAUUGGUCUUGAUUACUGUGCACAAGAGAUGCUGAAAUCAGGCAUGUGUCGUAAUGUGAUCCGUGCCGUUGUUGAUGAAUUUAAUGUCGUGAGUAGUGAUUAUGGUCUGAUACCAGUCCCUGAUUAUGCUGUGGCGAUUACCUCCAUCAAAGUGGUGGCGGAUGCGGAAUAUGAUCGUUAUCACCAAGAUCCUGAUCCAGAAUAUGACACGUGUAUUGAUGGAUUCAGUUGUCUGAAUGGAGGUAAGAUUGAGGGUCGGAGAGGAGGGGGAUUGACGACAAGGAGGGAUAAUUUGGGAUGGGAGGGGUGCAGCAUAUUGCUUUGACCUAGAAUAAGAUAUUUUUAUACAGGAGUUGUCUUAAUGCAGGUAAGGUUGGGUGGGGUAACGAGCAUGAAGGGAAUUUAGGGUGGGGUUGGAUUAAGAUAUUUAUAUUCCAGGAGUCAGUUGUCUUAAUUGAAGGUAAGGGGAAACAAAAUUCAUGUAAGUAGAAUUAUUGUUGGUUCUUGCUUUUGUGACCAUCACCAAGGACUAACCAUUUCACAGCAAUUAUGUUGAAGGCCAUGCAAACAAAAGAUCCAAUUUGUAUUCCCUAGGAAAAUGUCAUGAUGUUGUCCCACGAGGUUUUGUCUGUCAGUGUCCAGGGGCAUACAGUGGUCCUAGAUGUCAACUUACUACUAGAACAUUUGAGGGUGACUCUUACAUCUGGUUACCUCCCAAGACUCCGCAUCACUUUGGUAGCGUCUCACUUGAGUUUGCAACCAAUGCAGCCAGCGGUCUGCUGCUCUAUCAAGGCCCUGCAGUGAAAGGUAAUUGUCACUGAUCUCAGAAUUGACUAGAUAGCGUAAUAGAGCUAUCCAGUGUAAAUAAAGUUAGGUUAGUGUACGUUUUCAACUGUAGUAAGUUUGGAUCGAUAAGGGAUGACCGUUACUGGACCUCCAGCAAAAACAAUUUAGAUCCCAAAAAUGGUGAAGCUGGUUUAUUAGCAUAGCUUGACCAGUUGCCAUAGCUAGCUUUGCGACUGGAUCUGACAGUCUAGAACUAUAACUUAACCAGUAUAAAAUAAACUUCAGGUUAGGUUUGUGUAUUGGACCAAUAAGAGGUGGCUCUUCUAUAAAUAGAUUGAGCAUUGGGCUAGUAUUCCAAAGGUCAUAGGUUCGAUUCCCACCGUGGCAGGCAUAUUUUAAUUUUCAAGCUUGACCGGUGUGGAUAUACACUCAGAGUAACAUCACAAACAUCAUAUUCACCUGAGUACACAACACCAACACAGAAAAAAUCAUGAUUAAUAGAUUUCUGUUUAAGUGAACAUCCUGCUAUAUUUAGAUGGUAACAACGGUCACCGAGAUUUCUUGGCCAUCAGUUUGGUUGAUGGAAGGAUUCGAGUUGGUUUGUCGUUUGGAGGGCAAGGAGAACCUCUGCUGAUCAAUAUGAUUAAAGGACCGAGCCUGAAUAACGGGAAAUGGCAUCAUGUUCAAGUGUCACACGAGAGAAAGGUUUGUUUUCAUCGAGUGGUUGUUUGACAGUCGCUUCGCGUGAGCAAAAUUCGCAUUGUACACAUCAGUAUGACAAAAUUCUUGUGUUUCUUAAGGACGUGACGUUGAUUAUUGAUCACUGCAAGUACGCGGAUAUCGUCGUCGAUGACGAAAGAAUUGUGGAAUUACGAGAGAAUUGUGAAAUUAUUGCGAAAACCACACAAAACUUUGAGUAAGUAAUAGCGAUACACAGUCACAGAAUAGACUAUACAGAAGCCCGACUUCUUGCUUUUCCUAUGAUUUUCCAAUGAUUUUGGCGUAACCGUAAUUCGUCAUCAAAAUGCUAACGCCAUGGGCUUAGCCAGUGCGCGUUUGAGAGGCAUUCACCCCCCUGAAAAUAUUCAAAAUGGCGGACGUCCAGGGGGUAAUGCCCAUUGAGCUAUAAUAUUACGUAAUAUUAUAGCUCAGUGGUAAUGCCUCUCAAACGCCUACUGGCUGGCUCAUGGCGUCAGCCUUUUAGAUGAUGAAUCAUGACGUCGUAGCGGUUACUCGAGUCGACCUUCUGUAUGUCUUUAUUCUGUGACACAGUCAUUCUUCUGAAGUUGUCUGAUUAUACUUUUACCUCGAUAACAUAUGAGUGGGUUAGGCACAUAGGCCUAGGGCAGAUCAUUAAUGAGGUAUGGACUAAUAGCGGCUGCUUAAAGCGCCAUUUGUAAGCUCACAGUCUACCUCGUUCUGCUUCACGCCAGUUCCGGCUGUAAUUGUGAUGCGCAUUUGAUCAUAUACAUAAGUAAAAUCGCGCAAUAGAAAUAUUAAAUAUUAUAUUAUUGUUAUUAAUCUCGAGCUGUCGGUGCCAGUUAUAUUUUUCACGUGGUUGUAUAUUUCUCUUAAUCCGCAUCAAGUUAGUUUGUCUAGGUUUCCUCCUGUAGUAACACUGCAUCAAUAGCACUGGACCACUAAGAGAUUACUCUUACUGGGCCUAGAUAGUGCUAUCCAGUUCAAAGAGGGUCAAUGUAGUAUCCUACAUUCAUAAUAUUGUCUUUCGCACUCAGGUUUCUGAAUGGUCUUGGUCCGAUGCAGAUUGGUGGUGUUGAAAACAUGCCUUUAGAUUAUCCUACUUCAAAGUACAUCGAGUAUAGACAUUUUCACGGUUGUAUACGUAAGAUCACAGAGAACUUGGAGAUGUACGACUUAGCCUACCCCCUGAAGGUCGUGAAUGCCCCAGCUGGAUGUACUAUCAUGGCGACGUGUCCCACGUGUUUGAACGGCGGUUACUGUUUCCCAGGCUUCGCCCGCAGUGUUUGCUCCUGCCCAGCGGGUUUCGUUGGUGAUGACUGCAGCGGAAGUAAGUACUUGUAUUGUUAUAAUAUCGCCAAUGCUCUGGGCCCGGGGCAAAACUUUCCAGGGGGGGGGGUAUGACGUCAUAAUUACAAAACGGGAGAAACGUCGUUUUACAGUUAUCACACCUUAUUACAUAUUACACUAACGCAGCUAGGGUUUAUAUUCUCAUUUAAGCAAUUUGUAUUAAGAAUUUUUAAGGGCCUUUGUUGCUGUAGGGGCACCUAACUUCGUUACUAAGAAAACGUCUCUCAUUUAGAUGCUCCGCGGUAUUGGUAUAUGGAGAACAGCUUCACUGAAUACACUUUGCCGGGAGAAGAAAAGCGCAAGAAACGAGCGGCAGCCCAGGAACCAGGAGAUCUAUUAGAUCGUUUUAGUAAUUUUAUCACUAUGCAAAUACGGUUGGAUCCUGGCGUCACUGAGGCGAUAUUUUUCUUUGCUGUCAGUCAAGAUGGAAUGGAGUACAGUAGAUUGGGGGUACGUCACUGGAUAUAUUAUCACAGAAUACCCUUGGCCAAGGGGGGGGGGGGGGCAGUGCCUCUUGUAAGCGCUAGGAACAUGAGGACAACAUUGCGAGGGAUUUGCACUGUUUUGCGACUGCGAAUUAUACUUCAAUUAUACUGUGAAAAGUGUGCCUCCACUUUGAGUCUACAUAUAACUAGAACUGAUAGAUUCAUCUUAUCUUGAUAAAGUUAGUUUAGUUUAGAUUUCCUUCUGUAGUAACACUGGACCUCGAUGGACCUCUGGGAAGAACAGUUUAGGACUGAUAAAGCUAUCCUGUAUCAAUACAUUUUUUGUGCUUCAGAUUUCCGCAUGUAGUAACACUGUAGCAAUACGGAUUGGCACUUUCUGGACCUCUAUAGGGAGAGCAGUUUAGAAGUGACAAAGCUAUCGUGUAUAAAACAGUUAGUUUAGUGUUUAAAUAAAUUUCUUCAGUAGUAAAGUUGCACCUGCUAGGGGAUAGCCUUUGCUGCAUCUCUAAGGAGAACAGUUAAGAGAUAUUCCUACCUUCCGCGUACAACAAUCUCUUCUAUUUCCUUUUAGUACGAGGAGCAAAAGUUGUAUUAUGAGUUCAAACUAUUGGAUGCCUUGGUUCGACUAGAGAUGGAUCCAAAGGCUGACGUAGCGGACGGAAAGUGGCACAAUGUGACAGUGAAACGCGAAGGAAACUUUGCUGUACUUCAAGUGGAUUAUGCAGGAAGAGUCAGCCGAAAUACAGGUUUGGAAUUACGUCUACAUAAAUGAAUAAAAUGUUGGUGCAUGUGAUAUAAUCUCGAGCGUGCUGUGCCAGUGUGGCUAGUGCCAAUAAAAACAACUUUGGUUGCUGUGAAUGCAACUACACACGUAAUAACCUCGCAUCUUGUAGCAAGUCUGCCAACAAGCCGUCAACAAGUUGUGUUCACAUUGCUUGUUCCAAGUUGUCAAGAAGUUUGGAACAAGCUGUUGACAACUUGUAACAACCUUGUUGAUAUUAUCAGGCUGUUACAAGGUUGUUCCAACAAGUCCGAUACAGUUAUGAUAUAGCAGUAUUGUUACAACCUUGUGUCGUCAACUUUGUAAUAUUCUUGUUAUGUCAUGACUGUAUCAGACUUGUUAGAACAACCUUGUGACAAGCCUGAUAAUGCCAUCAGGCUUGUUACAAGUUGUUAACAGCUGAUCCAAACUUGUUACAACAAUUGGGAACAAGCAGUGCGAAGACAACUUGCUGACAGCUUGUGAACAUAUUUGUAACAACUUGUUUGCAGACUUGUAACAACUUGUGCGUUUUUACGUGUGUACCUGAAACAUUUCAAGGAGAAAUGUGCUUGUGCCUUUCAUGUAGUUCAUUCAGGAAUAUUUAACCAGAGUGGUUCACCCUUAUUUAUUUGCAAACCCUUCAGGUGGAACCAAACAGUUAAUACGCAUGAGCAGUGGUAAGAUUGUGGUUGGUGGAUUGCCCGACAUCGCUCCGAACAUGACGACUGUCAACAAAGUCGUAGAACAGUCCGUCACCGAUCGCCGAUAUCGUCGCUCUGCGGGGACCAUACUUGGUGUUACAACUGGUGGACGAGCUGUGAAGGGUGUUAGCGGUGAUAUGCAAGGUUUGAGAUUAUUUUAUAUUGUACUUUUAUAACACUAAGACCAGUCAUGAUCCAGUGAUCGGAAUGUUCAAUAGGCAAUUCCAGCUUUUAGUUUAUGCGUGCAGGGGACGAUGGGAAGUACUGUAAGGUAUCACAUUGGUGAUUAUGCUGAAAAACUAAAAAUGGUGGCCGUGUAAACACGGAGUGAUAGCUUAUACUUGUAAAUAUUGAAAUAUUUCGGUUGUUUCGGUAGUUGUUAUUGAAAUUUUUCGGCAUAAUCAGCAAUAUGAUACCUUACUUCCUAUCAUCCCCUGCAGGCAUAAACUAAAAGCUGGAAUUGCCUAUUGUAUUUUCAUUGUUUUGAGAAUCCCACUGUCGUAUUAAAGCCAUUUAUCGUCAAGAUUCACCCAACUAUAAGGUCCUACAAGGUCCUUGGGUCAUCUGACAAUAUGCAAUUCGCGAUUCCCUUUAUUACGUUCUUGUAGCGCUUUGCAUUGUGGUUAUAGUGGUAUCACUGAUAAAGAUAGCGGCCUCAAAUGAAAAUAUUGAAUGUUUUUGCGAAUAUUUUGCUGUUGGCUGUCGCGCACCUGACCCUAGCUUUUUUUUAAAGUUCUUGCACGGGUCAGGACAAAAAAUAAGCCAUCUUGAAUAUCAGUGAUACCACUAUAACCACAAUGCAAAAGCGCUACGAAAACGUAAUAAGGGGAAUCGCGAAUUGACCAUUCCCCUGGCAUCUUGAACAUCCAAGUAAGCUUUUGUGGCAAAGCUUUCAAUGAACCUUUAUAACUAAAAAGUAAUUUUUAUUUUCAAGGCUGUAUGGGCAGCAGCAGUUACAAUGGCAAGAACAUGGACACAGACCCGAAUAUUAAAAAAGAAAGAUUGAAUGUGGAGAUAGGAUGUCCUUGCUCACGGCGUGUGCAUCUAUGUCGGAAUGGUGGGGUUUGUGUUGCCGCUGCCGAACCAUUCUGUCAAUGUACCCAUGGUUGGUCAGGAAAAAAUUGUGAGAAAAUAGUGUAUGUUGCCCCUGUACUUGGUGAGUAUGAUGUACUAUGAUGUACUAUGAUGUACCAUAUAGAAAACACUAAUUGCUUGCUCGUGUUAUAAGAGUCAACAUUUGUGAAAUUGUCCACAUCGCCAUUUUAUCGCCUACACACGCAAAAAUCUCACAUCUUUUAACAAGUUUUUCAACAAGCCCUCAACAAGUUCUCUUCGCAAUGCUUGUCACAAGUUGUCACCAAGUUUGGAACAAGCUGUUAACAACUUGUAACACGCUUGAUGGCAUUAUCAGACUUGUUACAAGGUUGUUCUAACAAGUCUGAUACAGUCAUGAUAUAACAAGAAUGUUACACGGUUGACGACACAAGGUUGUAACAAUAUAUCAUGAUUAUAUUGGUUGUUACAACUGUUAACAAGUUACUCCAUACUUGUUGACAACUUGAGACAAGCAGUGUGAACUAUGAACACAACUUGUUGACUGUGUGUUGGCAGACUUGCUACAAGAUGCGAGAUUUUUGCAUGUGUGUAUCACUACCUUGAUAUUCACUGAGUUUUGUUAAUGUUCACAGGUAACAGAGUUGACGGUCGUGCAAGAUGGAAAGAUGGCGGCGUGCUUGUUGUUAUUUUUAUUGUCGUGUUGUGUGUCUUGAUCCUAGCCAUUGCUUUAUUGGUAAUCAAGAAGCGUCGUGAAGCGCCGUAUUCGGUACCGGUCGGAGACGAAGGUCAAGACAGCAUUAUGCCGUAUCAUGACGAUGGAGCCGGGGAAGAAGACACAUUCAAUUAUGAUAUCCAUCAUUUGAUGAAGUAUUCCUAUCGAGAUGGUCAUGGCACUAUCACCAAGUCUGUGAAUGGCAAGGAGCUUGCCACUGAGAACGUUGAACUGUUGUCUCAAGGAACUGAUGGAGUUAUGCCUGGAAGUAAGACUCACCUUGUAAACAUAUUUAUAACAUUUUACAUAAUUUGACUGAUAUCCACUUAACAUAUUUGAUUUUUGGAUACAUGAACUUAUUGUGUUUAGCUUUUGCCAGACUGACUCGUUAGUCGUUUACAUGAAUAUUUUGAGUCCGGAACGAGAAUCGCCCCAGAGCCCAUAAGCCAAGCCCCAUAAGCCAAGCCCCAUAAAUUGCAAGUAAUAUUGCCUCUUGCAAUAGUCGUUGCAAGUUCCAGAGAAAGUAGAGCCUGCAGUCUAGUGUCCCUAUUUGUAGGAAAUGAAACAAUCACGAAACAGACUAGCCAAUCUUGUUUCUAAAACUUUCACCUUUGUUGUUCAUAACUUAUUAUUCAUUUUUAUUUCUCAAGGAUAUAAAGGAUAAUUUUAUUAAAUUAACCUUCUGUAUAUAUCCUUGAGAAAUAAAAAUGAAUAAUAAGACUAGCCAAUGAUCAACAUACGUAAAUCUGAUGGUAUUAUAGGUUGGAAAACAAGUUCAGCUGUCUGACAUCUCAGUACAACCUGUAUAUAUAUUAGGAAAAUGUGCAUUGUAAAUGGCCUGGGGGCAGUUUGUACGAAGGCCGGACAGCGCUAUCCAGUGGACAGUGAUUUCUUAAACCUCUCUAAAAAUGCCUGAAGCUACAGACUAAUAUGAUCUGUUUUUUCUGCAGGCUCUGCAGGUAUGAUGAUGAGAGAACGUAAGGACGUUAUGGCAAGGGAGAGUGUGGACCUCUGGCCGUUCAUCCUGGAGCGAGUACAGAGAGCUGACGAAGACAUGAGUUGGUGGCCAGAGGACGAGAUGCGACACUGGAGUGAUGAAGGAGAUGAAGGUGAGCCUGCAGACCUCAGUGAGAUUGAAGACAGCGAUGACGAAGACGAACCCGAGCAAGACUGGGAUUUCUUGAAGGACUGGGGAAGGAAAUUUGAAAAUCUCAACCAGAUCUUUAACCCUGAAGAAGAAGAAGACGAUGACGACGACGAGGAAACCGAGGCUUAGAGGACUGGUGACCAUUUCUCAGUAGACCUUUUCUUUAAGAAAGGAUUUUAUUUUACCUUACAGCAAGUUUUCCAUCCCCUUGGCUUAAUAUUUAGUUUUCAUUCUUUCAUAUAUAGCCUUUAUUUACUUUGGUCCAUUUAGUGCAACUUUUCUUUAAGAAAAGAUUUUAUUUUAUCUUAUAACAAGUUUUCAUUGGUCACUAAGCUUUAGGUAUUAUUAUAAGAACAUAUUUCACAAAUAUCCACAGGGUAACAACAUUUGUUAGUCCUGUUACCACUAGUGACUUUAUAUUUAGUUUUUCUUUUUCGUAUAUUUACUAUACUUAGGCAUUGAUCUCAGUGUUGUAUACAUUAGUACACAUUAGCUGUUACCAGUAAAUGGUUGGUUACCAGGUCUGACUUUUUUUGAAAUGUUCUUGAAAGAUUUUUUCAAGUUAGAAACUACAGUGAGUUAGGAAAUUGUCUUUGGUUUGCAAGUGAACAUGACGGUUUUCACUGCUAGUCAAUGAACUGCCAAUACAGCUAAACACAAAACUAAGUACCAAAACAAGCGACUUAAAGUUGCUCUACGUUUUUAAAACAUUCAUAAGCAUUCGUUCGUAUUGACCAUUCAAACCAAUUUAGUCAAGAACGUUGCUAAGCUUACGGUUGCUCAUUUAUCAGAAGUUAUGUUGUUGAUUUUUCUAAAGUGUUCUGAUAAAUUUGCAAGGUUGUUACAAUAUUUCUUAGACGUAAAUAGUAUUUUUGUUAUAGUUAUCAUGAAACUAGGUAGUUGGUAUAUACUACAGAACUUGAAAUUGAAUUUCAUGGAUACAAUGUGAUAAGGAAUCACUCUCAGAGUUUACAUAUAAUUAACCAUCUUUUUUGCGUUCAUUAGCAGUGCAAUGUUGGAACUUUGCUUCAAAUGAAUACGUAAGACUUUAGUUGUUUCCUUGUUCAAUAAUUUAAAUAUUUAGUAGUAUAAAUUUAAUGAAAUAAUGUGUGUCAAUAGUCUUUUUUAGUAAAUUUUGUAGAAAUAAGUAAUAAAACAUUUUCUGUUUGACUGUUUUGCCUCUCUGGUGUAAAAUAGCUAGAUUUCACUGGACUGCAGGUUGUGUUUUGGUAACGG